Saccostrea echinata is the source of this 4508-nucleotide messenger RNA. Its product is annotated as RAC-beta serine/threonine-protein kinase B-like. The coding region runs from base 152 to 1615 and encodes 487 amino acids. The record is from RefSeq and is a predicted model, not a curated record. Gene Ontology annotation, biological process: protein phosphorylation. Lineage: Eukaryota; Metazoa; Mollusca; Bivalvia; Ostreida; Ostreidae. Gene Ontology annotation, molecular function: ATP binding; protein serine/threonine kinase activity. The transcript has 11 exons.
UUAUGAACGAGAAUUCGACGCGACGUGAGGGAAUUGAUCAACAGAUUGAAAUAGAAAGAAUUUUUAAUUAUUUUUUUAGGAUCAGACCACAAUUCCUCUAGAUCUUACUACUAUGCAGAGAAAUCGUUGACAGGUUGAAGUGGCCGGUGAGAUGAGUAACUCUGACACCAUUCCUGUGGUCAAGGAGGGGUAUCUAUGGAAAAGGGGAGAGCACAUAAAAAACUGGAGGAAGCGAUAUUUUAUUUUACGACAGGACGGUUCAUUCCUGGGAUACAGAGCCAAACCUGAACAUGGAUUGGGAGACCCCCUUAAUGACUUCACCGUCCGAGACUGUCAGUUAAUGAAACAAGAGAAGCCAAAGCCAAAUACAUUCAUUAUACGUGGCCUACAAUGGACGGUGGUAGUGGAGCGAAUGUUUUACGUGGAGAGUAAUGAUGAACGCGAGGACUGGAUUGCAGCCAUUCGUUCUGUGGCCGAAAAUCUCAAGGUCACCGAAGAAGAGGGAGGGAUGCUGGAAAAGGAGAAAAAGAAAGUGUCAUUAGAUGACUUUGAAUUCCUCAAAGUCCUAGGAAAAGGUACAUUUGGGAAGGUCAUUCUAUGUAAGGAGAAGACAACCAACCAUCUGUACGCCAUCAAGAUCCUCAAAAAACAGGUCAUCAUUGCCAAGGAUGAAGUGGCUCACACCCUCACAGAAAACAGAGUUUUGCAGACCACAAAACAUCCAUUUUUAACACAACUGAAGUACUCUUUCCAAACGCCCGACAGACUAUGUUUUGUUAUGGAGUAUGUCAAUGGGGGAGAACUCUUCUUUCAUUUAUCACGAGAACGAAUAUUCAGCGAGGACCGGACACGGUUUUAUGGUGCUGAAAUUAUUUCAGCAUUGGGAUAUUUACAUGAAAAUAAUAUCGUAUAUAGAGAUCUCAAGCUGGAGAAUUUAUUACUGGAUAAGGAUGGGCAUAUUAAGAUAGCAGACUUUGGUUUGUGUAAAGAGGAGAUGUAUUAUGGUGCUAGUACCAAGACCUUCUGUGGAACUCCAGAAUAUCUAGCACCAGAGGUGCUUGAAGACAAUGACUAUGGUCGUGCGGUGGAUUGGUGGGGAACGGGAGUUGUGAUGUAUGAAAUGAUGUGUGGUAGACUGCCAUUUUAUAAUCGUGAUCAUGACAUUUUGUUUGAACUUAUUUUGCUUCAACAAGUCAAAUUUCCUCGGACGUUGUCAGAAGAUGCUACCUCUUUGUUGUCGGGCCUGCUGGUCAAGGAUCCCAAACAAAGGCUGGGAGGAACAGAGGACGACGUCAAUGUCAUUAGGGUUCACCCGUUCUUUAAAAGUAUCAACUGGCAGGACCUAGUGGAAAAGAAGAUUCAGCCCCCAUGGAAACCUGAUGUGAAGAGUGCCUGGGACACAAAAUACAUCCCUGAUGAAUUCGCCCGUGAGAACACGAUUUUAACACCACCAGGCCAGGAACACUUGUCAGAGAGCAUGAGGCAUGAAUUGGAUGCCAUUGAUGAGGAGGGGGAACUUCCAUACUUUGAGCAGUUCUCAUUUCAUGGGAACAGCAGCAAGAGUUUUGGUGGAUACCUGAGUGAGUCUGUGAGACAUACUGAUGAACUGUUCUAAUGUACCGGUGGAAUGACUUAAAAGCAUACUCGCAUGGUCAUGUGACACAAGGGGAGGAGUUAUGUGGUCAUGUGACCAGAGAAUUGUACAGAAUGGUAGAUAAAUGCAAUCUCAGUAUUAAGAUAAAGAAUUAUUUAGGUAAAAACAAUUUUUCAUUCCUUGAUCUAUAUAUAUAUUUUUCUUCGAAGAAAAAUAAUAAAUUAUAUAUGCAUACUCUCUAGACAAAGUUGUCAAUUAGUAAUGCAGUUAUUAUGAACAGUAAUCCUUGCUGUUAAAAAAACUGUCUUUUAUAAAUCUACCUCUGUUUUCAUGUUGUCAGUCAAUCAGUUCUCGAUACUUAUUUCAGCCAAAAAAAAAAAAUUAUAUGUAAUUAUGUUUUUGUUUUGUUAGAUCUGUAUUUCUGUUGUGGUUGUCCAAAUAUUGUCUUUGGUGCAAUAUUGUUCUAGCAAUAGAAAAAAAAAUCACUUGUUUCUUUUUUUUAUUGAUUUCAAAUUUCUCUAGCCUAUAAUGUUCUUUAUUUUUUUCUUUUUCCCUAUUAAGAAAAGCUAUGAGAAAGGAACAGGAAGCAUUAAGGUGUAAUUGAAAUCAGUCUUGAAAUCAUUAUAUGAUUGCAUUUUUAGCUGGUAGAACAGGUGUUAUAUUUAUGUGUAAGUUGCUUAAGUAUUUUAUGCUUUGGUGAGGUCUUAUUUGUAGGGAUAUAAUCUGCAUACAAUUGAUGGUGUAUAGUUUUAAUCAACCAAUCUAAAAAAAUAAUUUAACCUAUCAAUUUCAAUCAGAUAGGUCUAGUAUAAUUUUCAGAAUUAUUAUUUUUUUUUAUUAUUACAUGAAGGCACUUAUUCCUUGUAAAAAUUUUAAAAUGGAUAUAUUUUUUUUUACUUCAGAAAAUUUCUGUUUAUGAUUUGAACCAUCAGCUACUGUACCAGAGAACAGAGUACACCUUAUUUAUAAAGUAACACAAUUUUCAAAGCUAUCAGAUUUUUUUUUUUGCCAAGAUAAUUAAAGCAAUUAUUUUAUUGUGACCAAAAAAAGGUUGGUAGAGACUGCAUGGGAGAAUACUUGUAUUACAUUUUCUAUCCCAUAUACUGGAGAGAUGUCAAAUUCAGUAAUUUUUUGCUGGUAAAAAUGUAAUGUUACAGUUCUGUCCCUUUAUUGGAGAGAUGUCAAAUUCUGAAAUUUUUUUCUGGUAGAAAUUUAAUAUUACAGUUUCUGUCUCAAAUACUAGAAAGAUGUCAAAUUCUGUAUUUUUUUUGCUGGUGGAAAUGAAUGUUAUUGAGGUUCACAGUAAUGCUAUGGAUUACUUAGCUGAGAUACAAUCAAUUAAAAAAAGCCUUGUCAAUUUUAAUUCUUAUACUCCAUCCAUCUAGUUUUAUCAUUGGUUUAUCUAUUUAAUACUGAAAAAACCUAGUCAUCAUUUUGUUACUCACUCGUCAGUUAGUAAUUUUUUGUAGUUAUAUUUACAAAUUGGUUUACAGAGAUGGCAACAAUAUUUGCUUACUAGCAGUACUUUAGUUAUUCAUACAAGUGGUUCUGAGGACUUGUUGUAAAUUCUGGGAGCUGAAUGUACAAUUUUUGGGGGGUUCUAAAAAUAAAAAGCCAAAGAAUGAAUAUUAUGGUGGGACUGAAAAAAAAACAAAUCUUACAUAGGACUGGAAAUUCCUGGAAUUGCGUUUAAUAUGUGAACUGGCCAUUAUUUCAUAAUUUGUAAGCAUAUAGGCAUUGAUGAUUUAAUUAAGGGUAGUCUAUGUGAUUAUCAAUUUAGAGAACAAGAAAACCAUACUGAUAUGACUUCAAUAUAAUUUUUUUAAAAAGUUCUGGUACUUUUAUUGUAGAAAAUAUCUGGGCAAUAUCAAGAGAUAAUUUAUGAUAAAAAUUUUGAGACCUCUUCCAUAAUAUAUUUGAUUUAUAUGACUUGAUAAUUUUCCCCUCCUUAUUUGACUCGCCAUUCUGAUCUAUGGGGUAUAUUAAUGGAAAAAAUUAUUUUAUUUCCACCCCAAAAAAAGUAUUUAAAAAAGAAAAAAGCGAAUUGUUCACAGAAGCAACAGUACAGUCCAUAUGUGUUGUUUUUAUUUUUGUCAUUGCAAAAAUGGAAACCAAAUUUGAUUUUUGGACAUUAGAGUAGCAGAUGUCCUUGAUAGUUUAAGCAGAUAAUAUUGUUGUGCUGUUUAAUGUACAGAAGGUCAGAACAGAAAAAAAACAUAUGAAGGCUAUUAAUUGGUUGCUUUUCAAAUGGAAUUUUUUCUCACUAGAAAGGGGGAGUGGGUGAUAGUACUUCUUUUUAGACAUACUGUUAACUUCUCCGAUUCCAGUAUUUCAUUAUAUAUGGGAACUUUUAUAUUCUUUGGAUAUGACAGUUGUUUUUUGUACAAUGGAAGAUAUUUAAUUGUGCCUGAUUUUCUUCUUUUUUUUUUAUAUGUAAACUGAGAUUACACAAUGCGUCAAUGCUUAAUCUUCAAUGUAAAUCAUGUUCAUAAUGAAAUCCUUUUUAUAUAGAUAUGUUCUGUUGUGUUUUUAUGCUGUUAAGAAUUUUGCUAUCUUGAUUUUACUAGGUUGGUCUUACUUUGUCGUCUCUGCAAAACAAAUAAUCUGUUACUCUUAGAGCUACAGUUCUUACAGAGAUAAAACACUGAUACCAUGUAUUCAAUAUUUAUAGCACAUUAUUGCAAGUUUUCUUUCACAUUUUUACAGUUUUUAUGUUGGUGUUUCAUUUUAAGCCCCCCGAUUUUAGACCCCCAAUUUUUUUUUUACACCUGUUGAUAUACUAUUUUUAUUACAUCAGACAGCUUUAAUAAUACAGACAGCACAAACAAAAGGUUCUUCCAAUCUUAUAUAACUAAUAAGGACCAAUGUUAUAAUGUUGUGUGUUAAAGUACCAAUAAAGUUGUUCUAAAAGGUG